Messenger RNA from Pyrus x bretschneideri (Chinese white pear), 1413 nucleotides. Its product is annotated as agamous-like MADS-box protein AGL15. NCBI's taxonomy places the organism in Eukaryota, Viridiplantae, Streptophyta, Magnoliopsida, Rosales, Rosaceae. Bases 317 to 1090 code for a protein of 257 amino acids. The transcript is spliced from 8 exons. The record is from RefSeq and is a predicted model, not a curated record. Gene Ontology annotation, biological process: positive regulation of transcription by RNA polymerase II. Gene Ontology annotation, molecular function: DNA-binding transcription factor activity, RNA polymerase II-specific; RNA polymerase II cis-regulatory region sequence-specific DNA binding; protein dimerization activity. Gene Ontology annotation, cellular component: nucleus.
ACACACGCCCCUUUAUCUUCUCCCCAAUCUAAUUUUGGCAACGCCCCCUUCCCCCUUCAGCCCCACCCUCUCUCCCCCAAAGAACCAAACCCUCAGAACAACGCCUCCUAGAGAGAGAGAAAGAGAGAGAGAGAGAGAGAAAGAGGGGUAGAGCGGAACGGCGCACAACUCUUUUGGACUUUUAGUUUUAGAGAGAAAAUUUUAAAUGGUAUUCAAGUUUUUCUGCUAAAGUUGGUGGCUUUUCUGGGUUUUUGAGCAUUUGGGUUUUUUUAAUAUAUUUUUUGUUGGAGGGGUUAUUGAGAGUUUGAGAGAAAUAAUGGGAAGGGGGAAGAUUGAGAUCAAGAGGAUUGAGAAUGCAAAUAGCAGACAAGUCACAUUCUCAAAGAGACGUUCUGGGUUGCUCAAAAAAGCUCAGGAAUUGGCUAUUCUCUGUGAUGCUGAGGUUGCUGUCAUUAUCUUCUCCAAUACUGGAAAGCUUUUUGAAUUUUCCAGUGCUGGUAUGAUGCGAACUCUUUCAAGAUACAACAAGUGUUUAGAUUCUUCAGAAGAUGCACCAGAAGAAGGCAAGGCAGAGAUUCAGAAGCAAGACUGCAAGGAGCUGGAUAAUCUAAAGGAUGAAUAUGCAAAGCUACAAAAGAAACAAUUAAGGCUGUUGGGUAAGGAGUUGACUGAUUUGAGCUUGAAAGAAUUGCAGCAACUAGAACAGCAAUUGAAUGAAGGAUUACUGACAGUGAAGGAGAGGAAGGAGCAACUACUGACGGAGCAACUAGAGCAAUCAAGAGUACAGGAACAACGUGCUGUACUUGAGAAUGAAACGUUACGCAGACAGGUUGAGGAGCUUCGAUGUUUGUUUCCACAAACUGACCGUGCAGUACAAUCUUAUUUGGAAUAUUAUCCUGUGGAGAAAACUAAAUCCCUUGUAAACCAUGGUGUCACAAGUAGUCCUGAUUUGGUCAGUAAUUUUGCAUUUGAGAACGGCGAUUCUGACACCACCUUGCAGCUAGGGCUGCCAAGUGAUGCUUGUGGGAAGAGGAAAGCUCCAGAAAGAGAAGCCAACUCCAAUGACUCAGGGAGCCAAUUAGGUCUGUAAUUGUUUAUGAGGAUCUCUUUUCUGUAGGAUCAACAGAUGCUAGAGAGAAGUUGAUACAGUCGAGAGUGUAGUGUAGCAACCCUUCCUUGAAAGGUCAGUAACUUGUAAAAGAGUGUAGAAUCGUUAGGACCCCCAAAUCAUCGAUGUGGUGUCAUAGAAGAUCCUUUCUUGGGAAGGUUUGGCUGAUGAAGAGGAAACUGUCCUAGUUAGUUUUUACUAGUUUGUUUUGUAUCUUCUUUCAGGUCGGAGAAAAGAAACAAAGGAAAAUGUUAACUGUUUUCGAAAUUGCAAGUUUUAGCUCCUCUUUCAUAGUCGGAUCAAGA